AUGGGUGCAGCCAUUGCCAGAGGCGUACAGGAGAAUAUCAUGGGCUGUGUGAAGCACUUUGCGCUAAACUCGAUGGAAAACGCUCGAUUCAAGGUUGAUGUGCAGGUCGAUGAGGAUGUUCUUCAUGAGGUCUACCUACCGCAAUUUCGCCACAUAGUAGAGCAAGGCAUAGCUUCGGUCAUGUCAGCCUAUAAUUCUGUACGAGGAGAGUUCGCUGGUCAGAACAAGGAGCUUCUUACAGAUAUCCUUCGCACUCGGUGGGGAUUCAAGGGAUUUGUGGUUGAAGACUUCAUUUUCGGUUUUCGAGAUGUAGCCCUCUCGCUCAAAAGUGGGCUCGAUCUUGAAGCACCUUUCCGCCAACAACGUGCAGAGCAUCUCAAAGCCUGCCUCGAGGACGGCAAAGUUCACGAGAAAGAUGUCAACCGGGCCGCUCACGCUAUACUGCGGAGCCUAAUCAACAAUGAAGUCCUCCGAGGACACAGCAAUCCGGCGAAGGAUGUUGUGUUCUGCAAAGACCAUCGAAACCUGGCUCGGGAGUCGGCAGCCAAGUCCAUGGUGUUGUUAAAGAACGAUUCAAUCAAUGGCAAACCUAUCUUACCGUUGCCGGCAGACCUAGCCUCUGUGGCUUUGGUUGGUUGGCGCGCUGACUCCACGAACACUGGAGACAAGGGGUCCUCCAACGUCCGCUGUCCUGAAGUCAUCACGCCUUACCAAGGCAUCAAGGAGGCAUUUCCGCAAGCAAAGAUCAUAAUUGAGAGCUCAAAUGAGAUUUCUGACGUCACGAAUGCCGCCGCUUCUGCUGAUGUUGUACUUGUGGUUGUGGGAUACGACUUUCGCGACGAGGUUGAAUACACCGCGCCGGCUUUCAAUGCAACCCCAGGCCUGAGCCAUGUUAUUCCUCCAGACGAUGGCUCAGAAGAAGCCAAGUCCGUGAUCUCAAGGCUGGUGAAGCCAAUGCCAAAGCAGGAGGAUCGCGGCAAAGACAAUUACGGAUUUGGCACAGGUGGCGACCGAAGAAGUUUGAGACUGCGGCCCAAGGACGUUGAGGUUAUAAAAGCAGCAGUGAAGGCUAACCCGCGGACCAUUGUUUCAAUUGUUGCCGGUGGAACCGUCAUAAUCGAUGAGUGGGACCAUUUACCAGCAGCCAUUCUCUUUAGUUGGUAUUCUGGAUGCGAGGGCGGUCGUGCGCUGCCCGAUCUCCUCCUUGGUAAUGUGAACUUCAGCGGCCGACUUCCAUUUUCCAUUCCCAAGAGUGAAGAUCAUCUACCAGCAUUUGACAAUGACGCAGAAUCAGUCAAGUACGAUCGGUGGUUUGGACAACGGCUUCUUGACCGCCUACAAGUUGAAGCUGCGUACCCUUUCGGCUUCGGGCUAUCAUAUACAACUUUUUCACUCACCAACUUGGAAACCCACAGAGUAGAAGCAGACAGUGAACAGUUUCUGGUGCGAUUUGAAGUUGCCAACACCGGGGAAAGAGCCGGCAGGUUCAUAGCCCAGGUGUACGGCGUUGUUGAUGUCCCAGAGUGGCCAAAGCGGAGCUUACUUGGCUACGACGUAAUUGAGCUUCAGCAUGGCGAGAAGAAAUCAGCGGACGUCUUGGUGUCAACAAGGCCUCUGCAAAGAUGGAUGAGCGGCACUUGGAAGACGGUUGCAGAGUCGGUGCAAAUUGAGGUUGGGUCAUUCUCAGGUGACAAGGAUAGCAUCACAUCUUCAUUCAUGUUACGCUAG
Messenger RNA from Colletotrichum truncatum, 1728 nucleotides. Its product is annotated as cel3e secreted beta-glucosidase. Gene Ontology annotation, biological process: glucan catabolic process. Gene Ontology annotation, molecular function: beta-glucosidase activity. NCBI's taxonomy places the organism in Eukaryota, Fungi, Ascomycota, Sordariomycetes, Glomerellales, Glomerellaceae. The record is from RefSeq and is a predicted model, not a curated record.